AUGUGGCUGGCCAUGCUGCUCACCUUGGCCCCCCUCCUGCUGCUCGGCCUGAGGCCCCUGCCUGGCGCGGGGCUGCUGCUGCUGCCGCCCAGCCUGGACCCCGCCGUGCAGGCGCUGUGGACUCUCCUGUCGCGGAGCGCCGAAGGCUCUCUGCCCCGGGGCGCCGUGGAGGACCUGUUAAAUAUCGCGGCGGCUCGUGUGCAGUGCCCAGCAGGGCCGUGUGGAAAGUGCAUCUCUGCUCCGGAGAUCUUUGAACUCGCAGGGAAGAAAACGCCUGGUGAUGCCAACCUCACAUCCUCAGAGCUGCUGCACUUCUCUGUCGGCCUGGUGUUCUACCUCACUGAUCCUAUGGCAGCCUGCCAGGCAGUGACAGCGGGACAUUGGGUGGAGAAGGCCCGGGCUUUCCAGGCCAAAUUCUCAGAGGGGAACUCUGCAGGAGGACCCACGGAGGAGAAAGUAGCUGAACUGAUGGCAGCCAUCCAAAGAAACAUCAAGGGUAGUGAGGGAGAGGAGUCCUGCGCAGGAGUGGCCCAGAUCCUGGAGAACAGCACCUUGAUCUCCAGGCGAGUAGCACCUGAACCAGCUGGGCAGGUGCUCGCAGCCCUGGCCUACCAUGUGCUGAAGGGGAGCUGCUUCCAUGCUCUCCCUCCUGAGCACUACUUUGUGGACUACAUCUUUCACCGCUACAGCAAUGAGUCUCACAACCUCACACUGGAAGCCUUGAACAGUCUAAUGGAGCGGUUGGAGAUCGGCCCUGAGGCAUUGCAGAAAGGACACGACCACGGUGACCAUGCCCAUGAGCACAGCCACGACAGCCAUGCACACGAUGACCACCACGACCACCCACAUGACCACGCGCAUGACCACGGCCAUGGUGACUCUGAGGAUCACUCGGACCAUCACCACGGCAAUGAAACAACAGACCAUCACCACGGCAACGAAACAACGGACCAUCACCAUGGCAACGAAACAGAUCACCACCACCACGAUGAUGAUGAAAUGGACCACCAUGGCAACAAAACGGUCCGCCGAAGGAGAGGCCUCCCUGUCCCGAAAGAACCGGACGUCGUCCCCCGUGAAGUCUGGGAUACGGUCUGCCUCAGCCCUAACGACCUCUUUGAGAUUUACGGCGUUGACGCUGGCGUAGGAAUCUCCCGUCCAGAUUUCACCCGCCUGAGUCCAGCUCUGGUGCAGCAACGGCUCAGCAAGGCCUGCACCAGCACCCCUGGCAGCCCCCAUACCGACGGGCAACUCACCACGGCAGAGAAGUAUAUCUACGGCUCGCUCGCCACGCUGGUGAUUUGCCUGUGUGCGCUUUUUGGGAUCGUGGUUCUCCUGUGCACGGCUUGCAUCAGUGCCUACCAGUAUGUGAUCCAACUCUUCGUCAGCCUGGCUGUGGGAUCCCUCACUGGGGACGCCAUGUUGCACCUCAUCCCCACGUUCUUGGGCCUGCAUUCCCAUGGCGAGGGUCACGCGCACGACUCCCAUGGAGCCGAGGGUCAAGACGUCCUGUGGAAGCUCCUGGCUGUGCUGGGCGGGAUCUACCUCUUCUUCCUCCUGGAGAAGUUCUUCAUCCUCUUGGGGCACUCGGACUGCGAGGAGGAAUCUGAGUCCAGCAAGGGGCACCAGUGUGACCACGGCCUGUCUCUGCAGCUAUACCAAGACGAGAUGAAGAGGCGGAAGCAAGAGAAAGGCGCUUCCAACGCUGACCUGGUGGCAACGGAAGAGGCCGAUUUCAGCCCGGUGCAGAAGAAGAAGCCCAGUCGGGAGCUCCGCAUGCUGCCGUACAUGAUCACCAUCGGAGACGCCAUCCACAACUUUGCCGAUGGGCUGGCCAUUGGCGCCGCCUUCUCCUCCUCCUGGAAGACAGGGCUGGCCACCUCGCUGGCGGUCUUGUGCCACGAACUGCCCCAUGAGCUAGGAGACUUUGCUGCGCUGCUGCACGCGGGGCUGAGCGUCAAGCGGGCGUUGCUGCUGAACUUUGUGAGCGCCCUCACGGCCUUCAUCGGCCUCUACAUUGCACUCUCUGUGAGCACUGGAGAGGAGUUUGAAGCGUGGAUCUUUACCGUGGCCACGGGCCUUUUCCUUUACGUGGCACUGUGUGAUAUGCUCCCGGCCUUGAUGAACGCGAAGGACAAGCGACCUUGGCUGCUCUUUGGCCUGCAGAACGUGGGCUUGUUGUCCGGCUGGGCCAUCCUGCUUCUGCUCUCGCUCUUUGAGGAGAAGAUCAAUGUCUGAGCAGACCGCUCUUGCCUGGACAGGGGUCGGCACCUCUUGCUGACCCGGGAGGCAGCAGAGCCUCUUGUGACCCGCCUGUGGGCAUGAUGGCAAGGUCCAGAAUGUGCUUUACCAGAGACUGGAGAAAAGGGGUGCAGCACCAGGAGAGGCAGAUUCAGACUCCGGGAUCAGCCUCUGAACCAGACCUCGGGGCGUCCAGAGAAGCCUGGGGUGGCAGGCAGACACCCUUGUACACAGCACGUCCAUACCGCCUCUUCCCCCAUUUCUAUUUAUUGUAUUUAUUAUGGCUCUUCUCACACACGUCGUCGUCAUCGUCCCCCCACUCCUGGAAGCCUAGGACACCUGUGCACUUCACCAACCCUCGCCUCCUUGCAGACACCCAUUUCUGCUCCUGGGCAGUCCAGGUCAGUUCAAUUCCUCACCAAGCAGAAUCUAGAAGGCAGUUAGUGGUUUCCAGGUGUGGCGGCCUCUGACCUUCGCCCUCUAGGACCUGCUUUUCCAAGAGAAUAUUGCUCGAGAAGCCCCCUUCCCACACCCUGGGAUCAGGCCCGCAGACUCACAAAAGACUCCCACGUACUUAUAUUUGUUCCUUAGUAGUUCUUAAGCCAACACCUGCUGAGGAGGGGGCAAUUAGAACAACCUUCCUCGACCUGGUACCCUCCAGAUAUGUCGGACUGCAACUCCCAGCAUUCUCCAGCCAGCACGGCCAUUGCCCGUACUUCUUCACACAGAGCAUAGUUAAAUUAUGGAACUCACUACCACAAGAUGUGGUGAUGGCCACCAAUCUGGAUGGCUUCAAAAGGGGGUUGGAUAAAUUCCUGCAGGAGAAGGCUAUCAGUGGCUGCUAGCCCUGAUGGUUGUGUGCUAUCUCCAGUAUUUGAGGCAGUAAGCCUGUGUACAUCAGUUGCUGGGGAACAUGGGUGGGAGGGUGCUGCUGCACCAUGUCCUGCUUGUGGGUCCCUGGUUGGCCAGUGUGUGAACAGAGUGCUGGACUAGAUGGACCCUUGGUCUGAUCCAGCUUCUGGGCUCUUCUGAUGUUCUUAUGUUCUUACCCCACUACUAUUCAUAAUGGGCAGUAGAGUGGGGCGGACCCAUGGUUAAUUUAGACAGCUUCCUACAUCCAGCUUACUGAUGCAAUCCAUUGCAUUUGAGAAAUUGGCCCCACCAUGUAUUGCAACUUCAUCAGCAGAAGGUGGAUUCCUGAACUGAGCAGGGGGUUGGACUCGAUGGCCUUGUAGGCCCCUUCCAACUCUGCUAUUCUACGAUUCUAUGAAUCCGUGGCCAGUUUCUGCUGCAUCUCUAAUCACCCUAGAAGCUGCACCUAUUGAUUCGAAGGUCUCUUUCCCCCCUCCAAAUGCCAGGUGUCUGGAACUCGGCUGUGGAUAUUCUUUAGUAAAGGAAACACACUCUGUAUAUGCUCCACGGCACUCUAAUACUCCUUCAUUGGUGCUUUAAAAGGAAUCUGUUCUGUGGCCUUGAACCCAAUGAUGCCCCACCAAAGCUCCAAAUAAUUUAUCCAGGAGCUUCUGCUUCUCUCUGCACGUGGGAUCCUUUCUCCAGAGAAACACAAGCUGCUUUCCAAACCCAGAUCUCUCUCUCACCCACCUGCGCUGUGUCAAGCGCCAGGACAGUCAUACACACAGGGCAGACUGAUGGGUAUAGGUAGAAGGUCCUGUGUCUCCUUUGUGUGGGAUCUGUUGCAUCAUGCCUCAUCAGUGGGAAA
This is a messenger RNA of Elgaria multicarinata webbii, 3961 nucleotides long. It is a transcript of the gene SLC39A4, whose product is annotated as solute carrier family 39 member 4. Gene Ontology annotation, cellular component: plasma membrane. Gene Ontology annotation, molecular function: zinc ion transmembrane transporter activity; monoatomic cation:bicarbonate symporter activity. The coding region runs from base 1 to 2238 and encodes 745 amino acids. The record is from RefSeq and is a predicted model, not a curated record. NCBI's taxonomy places the organism in Eukaryota, Metazoa, Chordata, Lepidosauria, Squamata, Anguidae. The transcript is spliced from 13 exons. Gene Ontology annotation, biological process: zinc ion import across plasma membrane; intracellular monoatomic cation homeostasis.